AUGGCUGCUGAAGGCGCUGAGCUGAAGGAGGAGCAGAUCCCUCCCCAGGAGGAAGCUGGUGACGAUGAGCUAACAACCUUGUGCAAUUUACAGGAGGAGAUUGCCGCCAUGAAGCGACGGGUCGCCGAGAUGGAGUCGGAGGCCGCCAAGUUGCGUGAGAUGCAGGACACUUUGGACCAGCAGACCGAGGGUCUCCAGGAAAACAAGGAGGAUAUCGAUGCCCGGAGUAUAUUCGUCGGCAAUGUGGACUAUGGUGCUUCUCCGGAGGAGAUUCAAGCACACUUCCAAAGCUGUGGCUCGAUCAACCGAGUUACAAUCCUGCUGGACAAAUUUACUGGCCAGCCGAAGGGUUAUGCCUAUGUUGAAUUCGCGGAGCCCAGUUUGGUGGCCCAGGCCCUGGUGCUGAACGAGAGUGUCUUCCGCGGGCGUAACCUGAAGGUUACUCCCAAGCGCACCAACCUCCCCGGUAUGACCCGUGGUCGCGGACGGGGUGGGUUCCGCGGUGGUGGUCGUGGCCGUGGCGGCUUUCGUGGCAGUUAUCGGGGUGGAUAUCGCGGCCGCGGUCGUGGCUUUGCCCCCUACUAG
Messenger RNA from Penicillium macrosclerotiorum, 585 nucleotides. RefSeq names its product polyadenylate-binding protein. The transcript is spliced from 4 exons. Gene Ontology annotation, molecular function: RNA binding. Lineage: Eukaryota; Fungi; Ascomycota; Eurotiomycetes; Eurotiales; Aspergillaceae. The record is from RefSeq and is a predicted model, not a curated record. The coding region runs from base 1 to 585 and encodes 194 amino acids.